Hylaeus anthracinus is the source of this 434-nucleotide messenger RNA. RefSeq lists its product as uncharacterized. The transcript has 2 exons. The coding region runs from base 147 to 425 and encodes 92 amino acids. NCBI's taxonomy places the organism in Eukaryota, Metazoa, Arthropoda, Insecta, Hymenoptera, Colletidae. The record is from RefSeq and is a predicted model, not a curated record.
GCGUGCACGGUCGAUUAAGAGCUGCAUCGAUGCAAACGAAUUGGUCGCAGGAAACGAACAUAAGCGCAACGAGAAAAGGGCGAUCAACCGUCGCGAAAGGAUUCCCUGGUAUCCACCGGAAGUGAUUAACGCGACGGAAACGCAAGAUGAAAAUUACGCUCGCUUUGGCGGCGGUUAUUCUUGCCUGCGUCAACUUUCAAUGCGUUGAAGGCAGAGCGAAGAAACCAACGCAAUUAUCUUUACAAAGUAAAGAAACCAACGUGGUGAACUUCAUGAGACUCCUCAUGCUUAGACUCGUUUUUGGAUUCGCAUCGGCCAUGGGUCUCGGCGAAAAUCUUUCAGGAAUACUUGGAGGGAUCUUCGUACCACCUGGAGCGGAUGAUUACGAUUACGGCGACGGCGAUUUUGUAUCUGAUUUGUUUUAGAUCUUGAAC